AUGUUGCAGUCCGAGGUCGAUGCAAUCUUUAACGCUUUUGACCAGAACAAGGAUGGUGGCCUCUCCCGUGAGGAGUUCGAGAAGGCCCUGGCGGCCCACAGACUUCAGCAGGUGAUUCCCGAGCCAGCAGCAGUCCCGGUCUACGGACCACCUCGCACCGCGCCUGGUGCGAUCCAGACGGAGGUGCAUGCAAACAUGCAAGCGGCGGAGACUUUCAACAUGGGCGUUCCUGUCUACCAAGCACCGACUGUUGCUCCAGUCUACCGAGCAACAGCGAUUCAGCAGCAGCUGCAUCAUGCGCAGUAU
This is a messenger RNA of Symbiodinium necroappetens, 306 nucleotides long. The record is from the annotation of a GenBank genome assembly. Lineage: Eukaryota; Dinophyceae; Suessiales; Symbiodiniaceae.